Messenger RNA from Pipistrellus nathusii (Nathusius's pipistrelle), 5355 nucleotides. Lineage: Eukaryota; Metazoa; Chordata; Mammalia; Chiroptera; Vespertilionidae. The record is from the annotation of a GenBank genome assembly.
AUGGCCCGGCGCGGGGAGGGCGGCGCGGCCCCGACGGCGCCGGCGGGGGCCCCCGCAGCGGGCACCCCGGGGCCGCCGCGGAGGGGGCCGUGCGAGCGGCGCCGGCUGCAGGCGGAGGUGUCGGAGCGGCUCAGCCAGGACCUGCUCAGGCUUCUAAGGGAAGAAAUCCAUACAGAUGUUACUUUCUCUAUAGGUUGUACUGUGUUCAAAGCACACAGAGCAGUCCUUUUUGCAAGGGUUCCUGACUUCUAUUUUCAUAGUAUUGGACAAAUAUCAAAUAAUUUAACAAAUCAGGAGCCUAUUGCUGUGGAGAACUUUGAAGCUUCAGAAUUUAGAACAUUUUUACAGAUUGUAUACUCAUCAAACAGAAACUUAAAAAACUAUGAAAAGGAAAUUCUUAGGAAAAAGAUAGGAGAGAGUGGGUUACCACAAACUAAACAUGACUUCAGUUUUGGAAAGUAUACUGACAAUGAUGGAAGACCGUCUUUAGAGCUCUUAGAUAAAACAUCACCUGAUUGUUCUCUUCUGAAGCAUGAAAUUCCAGAUAUCAACAAUGAAGAGGACAGUUUUAUUUCCAGUGAUAUUCAUGACUUGGAACCUGCAUCUGAAUUGGGAAAAGACUUAUUGAAUCUUUACAUGAAUCAUUGUUGCCCAGAUAUUGAUAUUUACGUGGAUGGAAAAAGUUUUAAAGCUCACAGAGCCAUUUUAAGUUCCAGAUGUAGUUAUUUUGCUGCGAUGCUGAGUGGCUGUUGGGCUGAAAGUUCUCAAGAGAACAUUACUCUUCAAGGUGUAAACCAUGUAGAAAUGAAUGUUAUGAUGUCUUUUAUAUAUGGAGGAACUUUGGACUUUCCAGACAAAGCUAAUGUUGGUAAAAUACUCAAUAUGGCUGAUAUGUAUGGACUAGAAGGAUUAAAAGAAGUAGCAAUCUAUAUUUUAAGAAGAGAUUACUGUAAUUUCUUUCAGAAGCCCGUCCUCAGAAGCUUGGCGUCUGUACUAGAAUGCCUGAUUAUCGCUCAUUCAGUUGGAGUGGAAAGUCUUUUUGCUGACUGCAUGAAGUGGAUUGUAAAGCAUUUUGCAAGGUUUUGGUCUGAGAGAAACUUUGCAAAUGUACCUCCUGAGAUUCAGAAACGUUGUCUUACCAUGUUGAUUCAGUCUUUAAAUGAUAAGAAUGCUGCUUUUCUUCUGAUGGAAAGUGACAGGCUAAUCAUCAGCUUGCCCAGAGUGAAGUGGACCGAAGCAGCACUGACUAUGGCAUCUCGGCUGCAGGAAGAAUGCAUUGCAUUUAUUGUAGAAAACUUCUCCAAGACCAUUCAGAGUGAAAAUUUUGCUCUUCUCUUACAGUCACAAGCAAUGAGCAGCACAGCUGAUUUGUUGGACAAAAUUUUAAAAGCAAUCGAAGAAAACAUUACCACUGAGAAUAGUUGCUCUCUUUUUAUGGCUCUGGACAAGUUACUGAACUCCGACAGUAUAAAAGAAAUGGGUUUUACGUGCAAGAUCCAGGCUGUGCGUGAUAAGCUGUGGAUCUUCCUGGUUCAGUCUUUCUACGCUGUUCGUCAUACAGAAAGCUGGAAGCUGAUGAGCACAGAUGAUCAACAGAAAAUCCAAGCAGCUGCAUUUGACAAAGGUGAUGAUCGAAGACUUGGUAAAAAGCCUAUAUUCAGUAGCUCUCAGCAAAGGAGACAAGUUUCUGACUCUGGUGUUAUAAAAAAUAAAUCUUUGAGAGAAAAUAAUAAGAAAACGUGCUGGAGGUGCCCCUCUGCUAAUCAAAAGAUGAAAUCUGAUGGAUUAGGAGCAUCUGGACAUUCAUCAAGUACUAAUAGAAAUACUAUAAAUACAACUUUGAAGCAUGAUAACUUAAAGGAAAAGAAUGGUAUAAAAAUAGCACCUAAGAUUACAAAAGAAUUAAAAUCUGGUGGGGGAAAUAUUUCUGGAAAGCCCAAAGCUAUAAUAAAACCCAGAACAGAGAACAACGAUAAUGCAAAGUCAGCAAACAUAUCACCUAGACAAGUUAUGGAAAGAUCAGCAAUAGCAGCAACAAAUGGACACAAAAUUGCACUAAAUGGAAAAAGAGUGAGAAAUCAAGAAGGACAGAUUACAGGUGCCAGACCCAAGGUACUCACUGGCAACUCAAAUGGGCAAGCCAGAGCAAAGCCUUUGAAGAAAGCCUCAGGGAAAGAUUCUCCAUGCCUUGGCAUCGCAAGACCCUCCAGCAGAUCUACAAAUUCAAGUGUGGAAUUAUUGGUUCCCAUUGAAUGUCUGGAUGAGCCAAAAGAAAACGGAUCAAUAGAAGAGAAACCAUCUGAUCAUGAACUGUCCUUUUCUGAGUUUCCAGGACAGACAGAGAAAAACUUUGUAGAGAGAAUCAAAACGUCCACUGUAGCAGUAAAAUCUCGACCUUUUUCGAAAGUUACCAAUGGAACUUCCAAUAAAAAAAGUAUUCACGAACAAGAAACUAAUAUAAAUAAUAGUGUGCUAAAGAAGGUCGCUAGCAAAGGAUAUAGUGAUCAAGUACCUCAGGCAAUUUUAAAGAAAAGAGGAAAUGACAAUGGAUGUGCUGCAGCUCAACAGAGGACAAGGAACGCCCCAUCUAAUCUUACUAAAACUCAAGGUUCCCAAGGAGAAUCACCCAAUUCAGUAAAAUCUUCAGUCUCUUCAAGGCAGUCUGAUGGAAGUGUGGCAAAGAUGAACCACAGUACAACAGAUAAACAGAUACCUAAGAGAAAAAUAGGUGUCAAGCAAGGGCACACAACUUUGCCUAAGGUUAAUGCAAAAAUAGUGGCAGUACCUAAAAACCUAACUAAGAAAGGUGAAACUUUGAAUAAUAAAGAUUCAAAACAGAAAAUGUUUCCUGGGCAGGUCAUAUUGAAGAGUCAGCCUUCUUCUCAAAAACCUUUAAAAAGUGAAAUAUCAGUUGUCCACAAAAGUAAUAAUAAUGGCGGUGUUACUGAGCAGAAGCCUCACAAGCCUCUGACUAACCUCACAGCCGAAAUCAGUGGUGCAGAAGCAUUACCCGCACCUGACCCACAAAAGCCAUUAAACAAUCAAGAGAGAGAGAAGUUGUUAUUGAAAUGCCAAAAUAUUUCAAAUCUGGAUGAAGCAAUAAAACAUGAAUUGGAAUCAAGAAAGAAUGGUUCAGAUAAAAGUGAAACACAGUUUUCCAAUCACAAAGAAACAGAUCAUUGCAGCACAUCUAAACUACAUGGUCAUUCUGAUGGAAGUGAUUGUGUGGAUCCAGAAUGUUAUAGCACCAUUGCCAUAAAAUCCAUGGUUUUAAACCCAAAGGAAAGCCUCUUGAACUCUAAUCUAGUUUGUGAUUUAGACUCAACAAACGCUCAGCAAAUGCAUUCAGUGUUAGGUAAGGAGGAGCCUGUAAGGAGAAAAGAUCCUAACAAAAACUUAAGCAUCAAAUAUGUGAAAGAAGCUUCACCUUGUGUUCCUGAAAGGACAAAUGGUACCUCACACACUAUUCAAGAUGACAUAAAAUCUAAUUUUCAUGAAGGACAGACAAUUCCUAGUCAGUUAUCUGAUGGCGCUGCUAUGAAUGAAGAUAAAUAUGCUACAGCAGACUCCUCCCAGUGUUUUUUGGGACAAAUAUCAGGGAAAAUUUCUCCUAAAGAUAUGGAAACAAUAGAUACUCCAGAGAGCCAUGAAAAUCCAGAAGCUCCAUUUGCAAGUCACUGGAAUGUGAGUACCGGUGUUCUGCAUCAGAGAGAAAGUCCUGAGUCUGACACUGGCAGUGCUACCACGUCCUCUGACGACAUAAAGCCCAGGUCUGAAGACUAUGAUGCUGGCGGGUCUCAGGACGAUGAUGGCUCAAAUGACAGAGGUAUUUCUAAAUGUGGCACUAUGCUGUGCCAUGAUUUCCUUGGAAGAAGUAGCAGUGACACCAGUACUCCUGAAGAAUUAAAAAUAUAUGAUAGUAACUUAAGAAUUGAAGUAAAAAUGAAAAAGCAAAGUAGUAACGAUCUUUUCCAAGUGAAUUCGACAAGUGAUGAUGAGAUUCCUAGGAAAAGGCCAGAAAUUUGGUCUCGAUCUACAACAGUCCACCCUAGGGAAAGAGAAAACAUUCCAAGAGGCAGUGUCCACUUUGCUCAGGAAGUAGACCAGGUUUCCUCCUCAGCAGAUGAAACAGAAGAUGAGAGAUCUGAAGCUGAAAACAUGGUAGAAAAUUUCUCUGUAUCUAACUCAGCUCCUCAGCAUUUUCAGGGGAUCAUUAACUUAGCUUUUGAAGAUGCAACUGAAAAUGAAAGUCACGCAUUUUCUGCAACUAAAAUUUUUAAAAGGUCAGUUUUACUUUCGGUGGAUGAAUGUGAAGAGUUGGGGUCUGAUGAAGGGGAAGUCCAUACUCCCCUUCAGCCUUCCAUAGAUUCUCUUUCACCUUCUGAUGUGUUCAGUGGCAUUUCUCGUGAACAUCCCAGAAGGACCUGCUCUUCCAGAGACUCACAGGGAAGUGAAGGCAGUUUUUUAGAACAUAAGCAAGAUAAAGGCAAUAAUGUAUGUGAAAACGAAAGCUUUCUCUUGGGCUUGAGUGGCAUUGACUCUUCAAGAAGAGAUAAACAGAAUGCUUCAGCCACAGGAAAAAUGUAUACAAUCAAUGUCCUGUCCAAGGGAGACAAACAACUUCUUCCAGAAAAUAAACAAGUAAACAAUGGAAGCAACAUAGAUAAUGACAUUCAGCAACGCAGCAAACUCUCAGAUAGUGAUACAAAAUCUCACGAGAGACCCUGUCAUUUGGAGCUCCAUCAAAGAGAACCCAGUUCUGACAUACCAAAGAACAGCUCUACAAAAUUUCCGGACUCCUAUCGGAGUCAGCUUCUGCCUCAGGAAAGUCAAGUGAAAGAGAGCCAUUCUACAGCCACUGAAAAAGCUAAUAUUGCUUUAUCUGCAGGAGACAUAGAUGAUUGUGAUACACUGGCACAAAACUACAUGUAUGACCAUCGGCCUUCAAAAAACCUCUCUCCAAUAUAUGAGAUGGAUGUAGUAGAAGCAUUUGAGCAGAAAAUGGAAUCAGAAACACACAUUACAGACAUGGAUUCUGAAGAUGAUCAACACUUUGCAAAACAAGAUUGGACACUAUUAAAGCAACUGCUCUCUGAACAGUAUUCAAACUUAAAUAUUACAGAUUCUGUUCCUGAAGAUUUAAAUUUAGCACAGUAUCUAAUCAAUCAGACACUACUUUUAGCACGAGACAGCUCAAAACCUCAGGGUCAAGCACAUGUUGACACUUUGAACAGAUGGAGUGAACUAACCUCUCCACUUGAUUCCUCAGCAAGCAUCACCAUGGCUAGUUUUUCCUCUGACGAUUGUUCACCCCAAGGGGAAUGGACAAUUCUGGAAUUGGAAACUCAGCAUUAA